ACUUAUUGUAUACACCAGCUGCAAGCUAGCACUUCCACUCCUAGACACAAGUUUUACUUGCAAGUCUUAAUGAUGAAAUUAAUAAAACACACUUGACAAAACCCAUUGUCUGUGUGUGUAUAUAUAAAGACUCCUACAUUCUAAUCUCUUGCAUUCAUUGCAACACUCACACUUGCCCUGUCUAGCCAGGUAUUGAAAGAUUAUGCCAAUGGAGAAGACCAUGAUGUUCAUAGUGUGUAGCACACUAGUGCUUCUUUUAUGUUCUGCACCAGCAUAUGCACAAAAGGGUAAAUCCCCUCCAUCACCUCCCAUAUCCAUAACCCCAACUCCUGCACCAGCACCUGCACCAGCAGCAGAACACGUAAACCUCACCGAGUUACUGUCUGUCGCUGGUCCAUUCCACACUUUUCUCGAUUACCUUGUGUCAACCAAAGUUAUUGAGACCCUUCAAAACCAAGCCAAUGAUACUGAGGAAGGACUAACUUUGUUUGUACCCAAAGACAAGGCGUUUUCAUCACUUAAAACUCCUUCUUUAUCCAACCUUACUGCAGACCAACUCAAAUCACUCUGCCUUUUCCAUGCCUUGCCACAUUACUACUCUUUAUCUGAUUUCAAGAACCUCAGCCAAGCGAGCCCUAUUAUGACAUUAGCUGGUGGUACAUACACUUUAAAUUUCACCGACAACUCUGGAACUGUUCUAGUUGGUUCAGGAUGGACAAACACGAAAGUCAGUAGUAGUGUGCGUUCAACUGAUCCUGUUGCCAUUUAUCAGGUUGAUAAGGUGCUUCUUCCAGAAGCAAUCUUUGGAACAGAUAUACCUCCAAUGCCUGCUCCUGCACCGUCUCCUGAUAUCGUUGCCCCUUCUGCAGAUGCUCCAGUUGCAGAUGGGGGACAUGCUCCAUCACAACCAACUUCAACUCCAUCAUCUUCUUAUAGGAUUAUGAGCUUCAGUGCUUGGAGUUGCUUGGUUCUGAUUCUCUCGGGUGGAAUGGCAUUGUUCUUGUAAGGAAGAGUUUGUUUUGUGCCAUAAUUUAUAUGCAAGGGAUUUACAACCAUUUAAUUCUUUAUAUUUGUUUCAAGCAUUUUUUUGGGGAUCGUCUAAUGUAUACCAUGUAUGGGAUUCAUCGUGUUAUAAAUCAUAAUUUUUUUGUGGUA
This is a messenger RNA of Daucus carota subsp. sativus, 1155 nucleotides long. Its product is annotated as fasciclin-like arabinogalactan protein 7. Bases 203 to 1006 code for a protein of 267 amino acids. NCBI's taxonomy places the organism in Eukaryota, Viridiplantae, Streptophyta, Magnoliopsida, Apiales, Apiaceae. Gene Ontology annotation, biological process: plant-type secondary cell wall biogenesis. The transcript is spliced from 2 exons. Gene Ontology annotation, cellular component: plasma membrane. The record is from RefSeq and is a predicted model, not a curated record.